AUGAUUUAUAGAACCAAGAAGAAACAAAAUUAUGGUCCAAUCAAUUUUGAAACACUUGGUGAUCAUUCUAAUUGGGUGUUCGGGGAUUCACCACCAUUCUUGAUCAUUGAGGAGGUGGAAGCACUACGCAAAAAUCUUGCUAAUGAAUUAAAUUUGGAUGAGAUUGACGUUAAGGGAGAUGCACAAUUUAAUUUUGGAGAAAACAACCAAAGUAAUGGUAUCAUUGAUGGAGAAGAUGUUGCAAAUGCGAUUGAUUUUGCUGAUGAUGAUUUUGAUAUUGAAGGAGAUCUUAACAUUGAAAUAAUUUUACCUCCUUGGAACUAA
Vicia faba (fava bean) is the source of this 324-nucleotide messenger RNA. The record is from the annotation of a GenBank genome assembly. Lineage: Eukaryota; Viridiplantae; Streptophyta; Magnoliopsida; Fabales; Fabaceae.